UUUUUUCUUUUUUUUUUGGGUGGUUGUGUUGCUGUAGAUCUCGAUAGUUCCCAUCCAAGUCAUGGCCCGACAUCGUCUCUUGGAUUUCAAUAAUGAACUAUUGACCUGUAUUGCAGGCCAUUUGGAGCUCGAGGAUCUCAAGAAUUUGUCGCAAGUGUGCCACCGGUUGGCCGUUGUUUGCCACAGCGAUGCGGUCUGGAAGGAAAUGCUGAUCAACAAGUUUGGCGUGGGAUACAAAAUGGCCAAAGAAAGUUGGAAGGAGAUGUACACUCGCAAACACGAUGAUCCUCAACAUAAUCGCAUCUGUCCUCAUCUGAGCGAUGUGAACGCCAAGUGUCUCGAACCGUAUAUUCAACGUUAUCAUCAAGUCCUCAAUUGGCUCCCAAAGAACCUUAACUGUCGAACCUGCGGUCAAAAUCAACAGGACGCCGGUUUAUGCUUGUACAUCUGGCAAGGCAACACUCGUCUCCGAUGUCGAGAUUGUGCGUAUCGAUACCACGCUUCGAUCCCUGGUCGUCAUGGAAUCAUGUUUCGUAUGAACGUAUUGCAGAUGUAUUGCUUUACGUGUUCGCGACUUCUUGGUGAAUCGAGAGGCGACCAAAGUGAAGCCGAAUAUGUCGAUCAUUUGUUGGAGAUCAUUACUCGAGACAGCGAGCUAGGACGUGGAGCGAUGGAACGACGGAAACAAUGUAUGGACGAGCGACAAUUGUAUGCACACGAUUGUGAUCGGCUGUCUGUUCUGACCUCGGGGCAGUACUUUUUUGUCGAUCGCAUGUGGAUCUGUUCAUGGUUUUUGCGAUUAUGUGAUGGAAAAGUGGGGGUCGGACCCAUUGAUAAUACUGCCUUGGCGGAUGAAAACGGUCGUCUGAACCCCAGCGCGAGACCAAGAGGCGCUUUUAGUGGUGGCUUCAGCAUUGUGACGCCCGAGUUGUGGAAUUACUUGGUGGAAACUUACGGAUUGCUGGGUCCUGCUUUUGGUGCCGAGGAUGCGCAAGGGCCAGCCUAUGACGAAUUGCACAAAGCCAUCGAUAACUGGGGAUUAACCUAGACUGUAUAUAGAUAGACGACACACAUACACUACCCUUAUAUCCAUUUUGUUUAAAUUAAAAAAAACCCAUUUUUGCCUCG
This is a messenger RNA of Radiomyces spectabilis, 1128 nucleotides long. RefSeq lists its product as uncharacterized. The record is from RefSeq and is a predicted model, not a curated record. The transcript has 3 exons. NCBI's taxonomy places the organism in Eukaryota, Fungi, Mucoromycota, Mucoromycetes, Mucorales, Radiomycetaceae. The coding region runs from base 62 to 1048 and encodes 328 amino acids. Gene Ontology annotation, molecular function: cysteine-type deubiquitinase activity; protein binding.